AUGGGGGAAAAGAACAAAGAAGAUGAAAUUGAUCUCACAAAGGUUGAAUUGGAUGAUUCACAAGCUACAGAGGGACACCAACAAGAUGAUGCACUUUGCUCAUCGUACUUGGGCACUGUAUCAGGAAGCAUGAGGCACCAGCAGUCUAUAAGUAAACAUAUCAAAGUACCCAGUAAGUGCAAGCGUACAAGGGAAGCGAGGUUGCCGACAAAAAUCUUGUGGAUGAGGAGAAUGAGGGUCCUUAGGCACUUGCUUCGCAAGUAUAGGGAGUCAAAGAAGAUUGACAAGCACAUGUAUCAUGACAUGUACAUGAGGGUGAAGGGUAAUGUUCUCAAGAAUAAAUGUGUGCUGAUGGAGAGCAUCCACAUAUCAAAGGCUGAAAAGGCUAGAGAGAAGAUCUUGUCUGGCCAGUAUGAGGCUAAGCAUUGUGUACAAGAAAUCUACGAAGUCCAAGAAGUGAUAUUUGAAUGUGUGCAUUAA
Messenger RNA from Ilex paraguariensis (yerba mate), 480 nucleotides. The record is from the annotation of a GenBank genome assembly. NCBI's taxonomy places the organism in Eukaryota, Viridiplantae, Streptophyta, Magnoliopsida, Aquifoliales, Aquifoliaceae.